UUUCGAAAAGUAUCUCACACCUGAGUGAGAAACUCAACAACCAAUAUCGAUUAAACUGAUUCCCAAAUUAAUUAUUUCCGGAACAGAAUUAGUUAACACGAGAAACAGACAAACAAACAUCGCUCUCGGUUGGAAUACUUGGAACUUUUAUUUUCUAUCUUUCUGAGACGUCCAACCGUCACAACCGAGUGUCGAAAUGAGUUUCGUGACUCAAGAUCAUGUAUUUUUGUCCGCUUUGCAGCCCAAGACCGCAGUCAGCACUUAUGCUGUCCCGUCCGAGAUCCAGCUCGGGGGUAAUGGGGGCACCCUGUCGGAUGAGAUGACCCGGACCAAGCGGGUCCAGCAGCAGGUUGCUAUGCGACUCGCCGAGAAAACCUCGACGCUUCCACGUCAGAACGGCUCAGCCUCACACUACACCUCCUCAGAAUACGGCGGCGGUUCUUCAACAACGAAGUACCAUACCUUCAACCCAGGGUUCAGCUCCAAGUCCUACGUCUACACAGGCUCCAGACCUGUCAUGGCACCCAAGAUGUCUCAGCACUCAGGCGGUUUCUCCUCCCACUCGGCGGUGGAUCUGGGUGGUGGUCAGAGGGUCACCAUGGGAGGUUUAGGAAGAGGAGGUGGAGGGCACAACUACCAAGAUGACAUGCGUCUGGGAGGGGGGUACCAAGGAGGAGGGGGCUACCAGGGAGGAGGGAUCUACCAGGGAGGAGGAGGGGGCAACAUGAGGGGGCAACAGAUGUCCACCGUGAUUCGGACGAUGAGCCGUGGCCCUGGGCAAGAUCCGGAGACCUCCCUGCGCUCCAUGAGACUCCAGAACCUGCCUGCACAGCCGUCCCCAGUGGCAUCCUGGGUGGCUGCGGACGUCGGCGAUGGGGGCAGCCUGGUCUCAGACCGCGACGCCACCUUCAGCCGCCAGCAGUCUGUCUACAGCACCGUUAGCGGAGGAGCCUACAGCUCAGGGACACAAAUGAGAAAGGCAGGAGGAGGAGGAGGAGGAGGAGGAAGAGGGGGGUCCAUGGUACCCAUGAGGCGUUCACUCAGCGGGACACUAGCCCAGAGCGGAGGAGGGGAUAUGAUGGGAGGAGAGGAGAUGAUGACGGUCCAGCAGCAGCAUUCCUUUAAAGGGCCAGCGUACCGCACCAUUAGCAGGAUCAACAACAGGAACAACAGGAUGUCCAUGGGCUCCAUGUCCGGGGCUUCCACCUUCCCCCCUGGGGGGAGCAGCUACAGUGGAGGAGGAGGAGGAGGAGGCGGAGAGUUCGUGAUGGGCCAGGUGUCGUCGGGGUCUCAGGGGAAUCUGAUGAUGAUGCAACAGCAGAGACAGGCCUCUCUUCCCAGGACCAUGUCUGUCAAAAGCAUGCACAGUGUCGGGAAGGGCAUGGAUAUCUACGACAGACAGAUGGACAUGACUGACAGCAUGGGAAACCUCAGCGGGAUUAAUAACUUGGACAUGCCUACGGCGGUGAGGUACCUGACGGAGGAGGAUGCUGAUCUGCAGGUUCUGGGAGCUGCUUAUAUCCAACACGAGUGUUACAACAACAACGAUGCCAAGAACGAGGCGCGGCAUUAUAAGGCCAUCCCAGAGCUGGUGAGGCUGUUCAGCAGUGAGAACCAGGAAGUGGCUCGCUACGCCACGGGGGCUGUGAGGAAUCUCAUCUAUGAGAACAUGGACAACAAGAUGUCCCUCAUCGAGGAGGGAGGGAUCCCACAACUCAUAAAUGCUCUGAAGGAGAAUGAUGACGAGCUACGGAAGAACAUCACAGGUAUUCUGUGGAACCUGUCAUCCAAAGACAACCUGAAGGAGAAACUAGCCAAGGAGACGCUAGCUGAGCUCACAGAGAAGAUCCUGAUCCCACUGUCAGGCAGCAGAGACUCUGAGGUCAUCCAGCAGAGCCCCUCCGAGGUUGACAUCUUCUACAACACCACCGGGUGUCUCAGGAACCUGAGCUCAGUGAAUGAGAAGACCAGACGGCAGAUGCGGGAGACCAACGGUCUGGUGGAUGCCCUGGUAGGAUACAUCCAGGCCUCGCUACAGGACGGCAAGGGGGAGGAAAAGGGAGUGGAGAAUGCAGUGUGUGUCCUGAGGAACCUCUCCUACCAACUGUACAGUGAGAUCCCGCCCUCAGCCCUGCUACGUCUGGAAGGACCAACCAGAGGCCAGGAAACCAGCAUGAGCGAAGCCAUUGGUUGCUUUACCCCUCAGAGCAAUAAAGUCAAAAAUAGGAAGAACCAGGACAUGGCUACGUUCACGGAGGUAGCCCGCAUACCCAAGGGUCUAGAGUGGCUGUGGCACCCCCAGGUGGUGGGGCUGUAUAACAGCGUGCUGCAAAACUGUGAGAGCAACAUCACCACCCGCGAGGCUGCAGCCGGGGCUCUGCAGAACAUCACCGCAGGAGACAAGAGGUGGGCGGAGGUGCUGAGUCAUGUGGCUCUGGACCAGGAGAGGAUGCUUCCUGUGGUAUUGGACAAACUGAGGACCAAUAAUGACCCGGAGAUGAGAUCCAUCACCGGCUUCCUAAGAAACCUGUCACGCCAUGCCAAGGACAAGAACGCCAUGGCCACAAAGGUAGUGAACAACCUGGUGACUGAACUGCCCGCUGACGGUCACCAGAAGGAGCCGUCCAGCGACGUGGUGGUGAACAUCUGUGGAACGCUGAACAACCUGGUGACCUCCAGCUCCGUCGCAGCCCGGGACAUCGCCUUCUUCGACGGGCUGCAGAAACUAGUGGCGAUCAAGAACUCCCACGACAGCAGCCCUGGGAAGCUGAAAGCAGCCAAAGCAGCAGCCACAGUCCUCUGCAACAUGUUCCAGUACAAGAAGCUGCACAAGGACUACAAACAGAAAGGGUUCACACGACCAGACUUUGCAGAAUUGACAAUCUAGAAAAGGAACAGAUGCAAUGUCUCUCUCUCCUUCUGUCAAGUGGCUGGAAACGCAUGUGAACACUUUAGUGAUCAAGGACCGACAGUACAACUGAAAACAGCUUCUUGGGCUACUUCCUACUUACACACACAUGGAGUUAGAUUAACUAUACUACAGAGUUAGAUUAACUAUACUACAGAGUUAGAUGAACUAUACUACAGAGUUAGAUGAACUAUUACUACAGAGUUAGAUGAACUAUACUACAGAGUUAGAUGAACUAUUACUACAGAGUUAGAUGAACUAUUACUACAGAGUUAGAUGAACUAUUACUACAGAGUUAGAUGAACUACACUACAGAGUUAGAUGAACUAUUACUACAGAGUUAGAUGAACUACACUACAGAGUUAGAUGAACUAUUACUACAGAGUUAGAUGAACUAUACUACAGAGUUAGAUGAACUAUACUACAGAGUUAGAUGAACUACACUACAGAGUUAGAUGAACUACACUACAGAGUUAGAUGAACUAUUACUACAGAGUUAGAUGAACUACACUACAGAGUUAGAUGAACUACACUACAGAGUUAGAUGAACUACACUACAGAGUUAGAUGAACUACACUACAGAGUUAGAUGAACUAUUACUACAGAGUUAGAUGAACUACACUACAGAGUUAGAUUAACUAUUACUACAGAGUUAGAUGAACUACACUACAGAGUUAGAUGAACUAUUACUACAGAGAAAGUGACAAUAAAGAUGGAAUCUGUAUAGGGCCGACCUUAAUGGUGGACUACGAUGAUAACUUUGAUAACGUAUCCCCAUCUUCCUCCUUGUUUUAAUGCUGUAUGUAUUCGAUGCCGUAUGUAUUCAAUGCCGUAUGUAUUCAAUGCUGUAUGUUUGAAUGUUUUAUGUUGAAUGCUGAAUGGACUUUAUGGUGGAAUCAGGGACUUUUUCUUCUCAAUGCAACAAAUCGAAGCGCUGUAACCAAUAAUAUUAUGACUCUUACUGUUUCUCCUGCUCAUCCAGAGAUGGUUUGGCAUCAAUCCCAAAGACUUCUGGGCCCCAUUAUGUUAACCUGUUCCCAGAACUGUUUGUGCUGUAUAGCCAACUCAUAUGGUCAUUGUCACAAGACCGCACACAACUGAUCUGGGAGCAGGCUACUAUUUUGUAGCUCUAACACUAAGCAGCUGUUACAGCC
Coregonus clupeaformis (lake whitefish) is the source of this 4062-nucleotide messenger RNA. It is a transcript of the gene pkp3a, whose product is annotated as plakophilin 3a. The transcript has 17 exons. NCBI's taxonomy places the organism in Eukaryota, Metazoa, Chordata, Actinopteri, Salmoniformes, Salmonidae. The coding region runs from base 197 to 2887 and encodes 896 amino acids. Gene Ontology annotation, cellular component: cytoplasm; plasma membrane; adherens junction. The record is from RefSeq and is a predicted model, not a curated record. Gene Ontology annotation, molecular function: cadherin binding. Gene Ontology annotation, biological process: cell-cell junction assembly; cell-cell adhesion.